This is a messenger RNA of Sungouiella intermedia, 942 nucleotides long. NCBI's taxonomy places the organism in Eukaryota, Fungi, Ascomycota, Pichiomycetes, Serinales, Metschnikowiaceae. The record is from the annotation of a GenBank genome assembly.
AUGUUUACAUCAAAAAACCUUCUCCGGGUACUGGCUAGGCGUUUUCUCUCCAGUACGCCAAUCAAACGCCAUGGUCCAAAGCUUACUGCGGCAUCUGCGGACGAAAUGUCCCAUUUCAAUGCUUUGGCUUCAUCGUGGUGGGAUGUUAACGGUCCCCAACGGAUACUUCACAAAAUGAAUUUGCUCCGCAUGGACUACAUCAACGAAAUGGUUCGCUCGCACUUGAAGUUGAACAAGGAUGUGCAAUCGCCUGAUGACGAGAUCUAUAUUCCGCCUUUUAAUGUGGAUUUGCUUCCAACACCCAUCAAGUCCAGAAUCUUGCAAGAACAAGAUGAAAAGAGAGACGAGAUCCUCAUGGAUCGAAAGCUCAAGGCAUUGGAUGUGGGUUGUGGUGGAGGUAUCUUAGCUGAAUCAUUGGCUCGUCUUCGAUACGUCGAAAGUGUCAAAGGUAUCGACUUGUCUACAGAUGUCUUGGAGGCUGCCAAGGUGCACUUGAAAGAAGACCCAGAAUUGGAAUCGAAACUCACAUACAGCUUACAGGCGGUGGAGGAUUUGCCGAUCAAUGAAAAGUACGACAUCAUCACCGUGUUCGAGAUGCUUGAGCAUGUGCAAUACCCAUCUAAAGUGUUAUCGGAGGUGUUUGAUAGAGUUGAAGAUGGAGGUUGGGUGUUCUUGUCGACUAUCAACAGAGACUUUGUGAGCUGGUUCACUACUAUCUUUAUGGGCGAACAUGUAUUGAAAAUUGUUCCUGUGGGCACCCAUACCCUUGAAAAGUACAUCAACGAAAAGGAAAUCCGUCAAUGGGUUGAACAAAGUAAGUACAAGGAAACAUUUGAGGUAACCGACUCACGUGGAUGCAUCUACCUUCCCGCUUAUGGAUGGAAGUUUACUGAGUGUGCCGAGGUCGGCAACUAUUUUAUGGCCAUACAGAAAAUCAAGUAA